AAACCGUUGACUUAUUUCCUGUUCAACAGGUGAGAUGAUGUGGUCCAGUCUGGUAACAGGUUUUUCCAGAAGGAAUAGAAAAGGAGGAGUCUGAAAGCUAAAAAAGAUUAAAAAGUUAAUCUUUAAUUUGGUGGUGAUGCUGUGAGGAGCUCAGCUGAGACUCGAACACAGUAUGGCAUCUGGAUCUUCUAACGGAGUCCUGCGACCCCUUCUCCUCGGUAUACUUGUACUGGGAGUCUUCGUGACUGUGUUUCUGAUGUAUUUUAAACCUUAUGAAGGCUGGUUAUCAGGUCCUGUAGAGUCAGUGUCAGAACAUGUGAAGAACCUCAUCUCCACCAAGAGUGAUAAGAAUGCCACCAUUGUGCUGAUCUGGCUCUGGCCCUUUGGCAGUAAGUUUGACCUGAGCGUCUGCAGCUCUCUCUUUGAAAUUGAUAACUGCUUCCUCACAGCAGACAGGAACUUCUACAAUAAGUCACAUGGAGUCAUCAUCCAUCACCGAGACAUCAGUGGUGACCUGUCCAAUCUGCCGCAGCUGCAGCGACCAUUGUUCCAGAAGUGGAUAUGGUUUAACCUUGAGUCACCAACACAUUCAUCCAAGCUGUCUGGGAUACAGAAGCUGUUCAAUCUGACUCUCAGCUAUCGCCUGGAUUCAAGCAUCGGAGCGCCUUAUGGGUCCAUCGUACCAGCAGAGGGCGAGGAGAAUUUUGUACCGCCCAGUAAAACCAAGCUGGUCUGCUGGAUAGUGAGCCACUGGAACCCACAGCAUGUGCGGGUGAAAUAUUUCAAUGAGCUGCAGAAACAUGUUAAGGUCCAUGCAUAUGGACGAGCAUUUGGAAAGCACAUUUCUGACAAUGACUUCAUGCCAACCAUCACCAGCUGCAAGUUCUAUCUGUCCUUUGAGAACUCCGUCCACAAGGAUUACAUUACUGAGAAACUAUUCAACCCACUCUCAGUAGGAACAGUGCCAGUGGUUCUGGGCCCGACCAGGCAGAACUAUGAGAAGAUUGUCCAGAGUGACGCCUUCAUUCAUGUCGAUGACUUCAGCUCACCCAAGGACCUGGCUGAUUACCUGCUGCUUCUGGACAAGAAUGAGGAAAUGUACCUCAGGUACUUUGAGUGGAAGCAACAUUUUAAAGUAAAGAAGUUCCACUUUCCAGCAGAAUAUGCAUGCCUGACUUGUGAUUAUUUACGUAGGUAUAAAGAAUACAAGGAAUUCAAUGACCUUGACACGUGGUUCUGGGGCAGCUAGAGAUUUGAAGGGCUGAGGGUCUUGUUACUUUGUUGAAGCGAGUGCUUUAAUAUUUUUCUCCUUGGGUUAACACGAAGGGUAUUUUCUGUUCUGUCCUGAGCAGCUGAAUGGUGUUUUUCUAUUGCUUUAGAGGCUCAAUAAGAGAUAUAGCUUGUUCUUUUUGUUUAUUUUAAUUCUAGUUGUGGCAAUCCUGUUUGUGCCUUUUGAAAUAAUAUGGCUCCAUUCACAAUACAAGUUUGUUGGUUUUAAUAUCAGCUAUUCAUGAAGUGGCCAGGUGGAGUGGAGGGGGUGAGAUAAAUGUAAAAGUGAUUAAGUCACCCGUGGAGUGUUUACUGAAUUCCAGUGUAAAACAGUUCAUUGGGAUUAUGUACAUAUUUCGUAUUUUUUAAAUUACUCAACUUUUCCGAUAUUUUUGUCAGUUUGCAUUUGCACUGGUAAUCAUAAUGGUACCUUCACAUACUUAGAACUAAGACAUCAAACUCUUGAGAUUGCACUACACUAAGGCAGCUCAGUAUCUUUAGAUAUCACAUUCAUUUUUCUUCAAAACAGCUAAUUCACUGAACAAUGUAUUACAACUCAGCAUCUCUUAAUACAGAUUUCAAGCAAGAGUCCUGACAGGGACUAGAAAGAGAGAGCAGAUUUCUCCUGUUUUGGCUUCCCUUCAUUGGCUUCCUGUUGAAUCCAGAAUUGAAUUCAAA
Oreochromis niloticus (Nile tilapia) is the source of this 1947-nucleotide messenger RNA. Its product is annotated as alpha-(1,3)-fucosyltransferase 9-like. The record is from RefSeq and is a predicted model, not a curated record. The transcript has 2 exons. Gene Ontology annotation, cellular component: membrane. Gene Ontology annotation, molecular function: alpha-(1->3)-fucosyltransferase activity. NCBI's taxonomy places the organism in Eukaryota, Metazoa, Chordata, Actinopteri, Cichliformes, Cichlidae. The coding region runs from base 173 to 1249 and encodes 358 amino acids.